UUCACUCACAUAAACAUUUUCAAGAUCGUAAAGAAAUAUCUUUUUUUUUUCGGGUCUUCCUCUCCACGAUUGACGAUUAGUUUACAGAGAUGAAUAAGUCGAGUUAUGCCAAGUUAAUAACUUCAGCUUUUCUGUUUCUCUUCUUAAUUAUACUUCUUUUGGCCUUUCAAGGUGGAUCAAGAGGUGACGAUCAUCAGUAUGUUCAUGUGGCCAUCGGAACAAAGGAUAUCUCGACGGGACGAAAGUUAAAAUAUCUGAAACCACAAACUGAAUCGCUGACGCUAAUCAAUACUCCAAAAAAGAAGGACGGGUUUCAUGAGUAUUCAGAUCAAAAAUCGUAUCAUUUAUCAGAAAGGGAUGUAUUUGUCGAUCUAAUGGCUAGGGACUACCGAGGACCAAAAAGCAGAAAGCCCCCAAUCCACAAUUGACGGCUACGUACGUAGUGUCAUUGAUAACUAAAGUUAAAUUACUAAUUAAAUUUAUAAAAUAAACGAACAAAAGUUUUAUAUAUUAUGAUGUUUUUGU
Camelina sativa (false flax) is the source of this 525-nucleotide messenger RNA. Its product is annotated as protein GOLVEN 8-like. The record is from RefSeq and is a predicted model, not a curated record. NCBI's taxonomy places the organism in Eukaryota, Viridiplantae, Streptophyta, Magnoliopsida, Brassicales, Brassicaceae.